Molecule: messenger RNA, 614 nt
Organism: Zychaea mexicana
Lineage: Eukaryota; Fungi; Mucoromycota; Mucoromycetes; Mucorales; Lichtheimiaceae
Exons: 1
Coding region: 137-445 (102 amino acids)
Source: RefSeq, a predicted model, not a curated record
GCCAUUUAAGCAAAAGAUCUGUGCACAUGCUCUUUAUGGCAAACUCAUAUUUCAUGGUUGUUUCAUUACGACUAGAAUUAAUCCGGCGCACACAUCCGAAACCAAUUCCCAGAUUGUAUGUGCGCAAUUCUAAAGAAUGAUCAAGGGAGGCUUAUUAAGUCAUAAUGUGGUAGUGGUAGUAGUGGUAGCAGUGGUAGCAUUAGGACAUAAUAAUGACAGAUCUCUUUUCUAUCGGACCCUUUGCUUUGCCCUCCCCUUUUCUAUAAAAAAAAUAAAGAUUGAGUUAUAUUUACAGUUUGUUACACAGAAUGGCACUAGCGGUUUGGGAAAGAGAGAGUUCCCAGGCAGGCUGAAAAGGAGAGAGGGGGGGCUGCUGCAGAUCAUCGAAUUGAAAAAAAUACGGCAAAACGGCCUAUCCGAAAUCUGUUGCAGCAUAUCACUCUAGCGCGAGCAGAGUGAAACUAUCAUCCACAGUUGGAACGGCGAUGAGGCCGAUCAUUGCCCCGUUCUUGCAACCACACUGUGGGCUGAUGAUGAUGAUGAUGAUGAUGAUGAUUACGAUGACGGUAGCAGCAAUAGUAAUAGUUAGUGCUUUGAGUUUAGCGGGAAGAGAG